Saccharomycopsis crataegensis is the source of this 2106-nucleotide messenger RNA. RefSeq names its product coiled-coil domain-containing protein. Gene Ontology annotation, biological process: attachment of mitotic spindle microtubules to kinetochore; mitotic spindle assembly checkpoint signaling. Gene Ontology annotation, cellular component: nuclear envelope; mitotic spindle; kinetochore. The record is from RefSeq and is a predicted model, not a curated record. The transcript has a single exon. The coding region runs from base 1 to 2106 and encodes 701 amino acids. NCBI's taxonomy places the organism in Eukaryota, Fungi, Ascomycota, Saccharomycetes, Ascoideales, Saccharomycopsidaceae.
AUGAAGCAAAUAGAAUCAGCAGCAUUGUAUAGCCCGGAAGUUCUGGCGCUCAACCACAAAAUCAAAACUUUGCAGACCGAAAAGAAAAUCCUUGAGGCGUCAAAAGAUGAAGAAAUAAACCGUCUUUCAAAAAAAUUCAUGAAGCUCACCCAAGAGUAUCAGCUCUCAUCAUCAUUGCAGACAUUUGUGAAUAGCGAGAACGAGAAAUUAAAGGGGGCGAAUGAUGAAUUGACAAAGAAACUCCGGUCGAAGUCGCGUGCCGACGAAUCACAGAUUGAAAAGUUGAAUUGGUUGGUACAUCAAUUGCAAGAGAGCGUAUCCGAAAAAAAUUUCGAGUUGGACAGUGCAAAUAAUACCCAAUCGAUGCUUCUUACGAAAUUGGAAGUUCUUGAAAAGGAUAAAGUUGAAAUCAGAGGACAAUUACAGAAUGAAUUGCAAGAGCUAAGGAAGAAGAAUCUUGAAUUGAUGCAAAGAAAUAAUGUGUUGGAAACCGAAAUAAUUGAUCAUCGUCAUAUCAAGGAGGGGCAACCACAACAGCUGGUAAAUAGUACAGUAUUGAACCGUGAUGAUUUUGACACCCUUAAUAAAAGUUUGAUUCAGCAAAUAAAUGAAAAUACCCAAUUGAGAUCUAAAAUUGCGGUUAAGGAUCUUGAGUUGCAAGAUGCCAAAGUUGACACCACCUUAAUAAAAUUACUUGAGGAAGAAAAACGUUCGCUACAAAAUACCAUCGAGCAUUACCAGCUUAAUAUUGCUCGACAAACAUCACGAAUGGAAGAAUUAUUGGAAGAAAAUUUGCGAUAUAAAAGAGAAAGAGCCUCAUUUUUCUCGCUACUCCAAGAUUCUCACAAGGAUCAAAAUCUUGAAGACUUUGUGAAAAAUUACAAUUCCUUUGCCACCACUAAUAAUGACUUGUCUUCAAACAUCGAAUUCUUGAAAACUCAAUUGGAAGAUUUCAAAAACUUCAACGAAACCCAAUCGAAAUUGAUCCAUGACUUAAAUAUGAAAUCAGAUAAAGUUACUCAAAAUAAUAACGAAUUGAAAUCGAAUAAUUCUGACUUGAUAAAUAAAAAUUUAUUACUCUCAAAUGAGAUUCUGUUGUUGAAUAGCAAGAUUUCCAGAUUGGCCGAGUAUAAUACAACUAUGAAAACAUUUGAAUCUCAACGUGAGACAUCUGCCGAACCUCUACUGAUGGAAGAACUUCAGUCAGAGCUUAAUAAGAAAACUAAAGAUAUAGAGGCUCUCGAAAAAACAUUGAAUAACUACAUUAACCAAAUCCAAAAGACCAAUGAGGAAUCCAACAAGAGAAAGAAACUCAAUGAUACCACGCCACUGGUGAUUUCUACUGUCGAAUCCAAUAAUCCCUUGUUGAACAAAUAUCAUGAUGAAAUAUUGAAAAAUAAAAAGGAAAUCAUUCAUUAUCAAGAGCAACUUCAUUUGUUUCAAUCAAAAUCUUCUCAUUUUGAAAAACGUACCAAACUCUUGGAAGCGGAACUCCUUAAAGAAAAGAAUUUCGACAAUGAUAAACAACAAACAAAAGAGAGAAUUCUUUCUUUAUACAAUGAUCUCAAUCCAAUGCUCAAGUACCAAAAAAUCAAACUGGAAACUUUGAAAUCAUUGAAAGCGGAAAAUGAUGGUUUGCUCACCCGUCUUGAUGACUUGUGCAAUGAAAAGCAAAGAAGUAAUGACGUGCCAUUGAUUCCAAGGGCGGUGCUUAAUAGAUAUAUGGUUGAAGUGAAGCACAAUGAGAAAGAGAUCGAGAAACUAAAUAAGAAACUAGAUCGCCUUAAAAAAGUUUACGGUAAUAAAUCCAAGGAGCUCCUUAGCAGUAUAUCGUUGUUAUUUGGCUAUGAUAUUGUGUUGCUUGCCGACACCAAGAAGAUUAAGGUCAUACCAAAAUAUAGAGAUUCGGAAGAUGCUGAGCAGCAGAAGGAUUACUUGGUUGUUGAUUUACAGAAUAGGUCAUUGCAAAUUUCCAGCAAUUCAAAAGACAUUUUCUACGAGAAGUGUGAAACCCUAAUAGAUUUGUGGGUUAGACAGAGAAAUGAGAUUCCGUGUCUUUUAUCUGCGUUGAAGUUGGAGCUUUUUGAGUUGCCAGAUAAUUCUUAG